Molecule: messenger RNA, 2022 nt
Organism: Fonsecaea erecta
Lineage: Eukaryota; Fungi; Ascomycota; Eurotiomycetes; Chaetothyriales; Herpotrichiellaceae
Exons: 2
Coding region: 1-2022 (673 amino acids)
Molecular function (GO): hydrolase activity; ATP binding; DNA binding
Source: RefSeq, a predicted model, not a curated record
AUGAUAACAUCCUCCAGAUGGCUGUUCGCACUCGGCCGCCCAGCAAGACCUUUGCUGAGUCCACAACUCACCUCCCGGUCGCUGGCGACUGUCACCAGCCGGACACCAACAGCAGUACGUGACGAAGGGAUCCGACUGCGAGCAUAUCAGGAAGAAUGCAUUCAGUCGGUCUUGUCGUAUCUGGGGAAGGGUCACAGACGCCUGGGAAUCUCACUGGCCACUGGAAGUGGGAAGACGGUGAUAUUCACGCGAUUGAUCGAUCGAAUCGAGCCGCCGACCCCUAUUGCUCGACAGACCCUCAUCCUAGCUCACCGGCGGGAACUGGUUGAGCAGGCAGCACGGCACUGUGAAAGAGCGUACCCUGGAAAGAGCAUAGACAUUGAGAUGGGAGACAUUCAUGCGACAGGUGCUGCAGACAUUACGGUGGCAUCUGUCCGGAGCAUGGUCUCCGGCGAGCGACUGAGCAAAUACAAUCCCGAAAUGUUCAAGUUGGUCCUAGUCGAUGAAGCACAUCACAUCGUGGCUCCGGGAUAUUUACAAGUCCUCCAACAUUUCGGGUUGGAAAAGCAAACAAGGACUGGUCCGGCUCUGGUUGGUGUUUCAGCCACUUUCUCUCGAUUUGAUGGCCUCAAGUUGGGGGCAGCAAUCGAUCACAUUGUCUAUCAUAAGGAUUACGUCGACAUGAUCGGCGAAAAGUGGCUCUCAGAUGUCAUGUUCACGACGGUGCGCUCCAAGGCCGAUCUAUCAAGAGUUCGAAGUGGCAAAGAUGGAGAUUUCCAGACAGGCCAACUCUCUGCAGCGGUGAACACAGACAUUACCAACGAGAUCACGGUUCGUGCAUGGAUGGAAGAAGCCAGAGAGCGUAAAUCGACCUUGGUCUUCUGCGUCGAUCUGAAGCACGUGGCGAGUCUGACUGCCACGUUUCGCAAACACGGCAUCAAUGCGCAAUCUAUCACCGGCAAUACGAAGAAGGCCGUCCGUGGUGAUCGACUCGACGCAUUCAAGAACCGCGAAUUCCCCGUGUUGUUGAAUUGUGGUGUCUUUACUGAGGGAACCGACGUCCCCAACAUAGACUGCGUACUACUUGCGCGACCGACCAAAUCCCGCAAUCUGCUCGUCCAGAUGAUCGGGCGCGGCAUGCGAUUGUACCCGGGCAAGAAGGACUGCCAUGUUAUCGAUAUGGUUGCCUCGCUUGAGACGGGCAUCGUGACCGUACCGACUCUUUUUGGCCUCGAUCCGUCUGAGAUGGUCAGGUCAGCCAAAGUCGACGACUUGAGAGCGUUGAAGGACAGCCGAAUAAAGGCAGAAGAAGAUUCUACCGGUAAUUCAGGACACCCUGUUGACUACGAUGAGGUGACCGGCAACCACCAUCUCGACUUUACGCACUAUGACUCUGUGCACGACCUCAUCGAAGAUACCUCGGGCGAACGACACCUGCGCGCCAUAUCCCCCAAUGCCUGGGUCCAAAUCGACUCCUACAAGUAUGUUCUUGCGGCGAAAGGCGGAAUCCUCACCCUCGAACGCCGCCUUCCUCCUGAGUCUCCCCAGACAUCAACCGACUCUGAUUCUCAGGCUCUCGACGACGCCUCCUUUGUGGUCAUAUGGAAACACUCUCUUCCCCCGACCGAGACGUCCAAAUCACCCUGGUCUCGCCCUCGCACUGUGGCGACCGCCGCCACUCUCAAUGAUGCGCUCCAUGCUGCCGACACGUUCGCCGCUCAGAAAUUCGAACGCAUAUUUAUCACUACGUCGUCCGCCUGGCGCAAAUCCCCCGCUUCACAGGGACAACUCGACUUCCUCAACCGGCUCCGUGAGGUUUCUGAGGAGGAGCUCUUGACGGAACAGGAUCUGACCAAGGGCCAAGCCGGCGACAUGAUCACCAAGGUCAAAUUUGGCGCGCGGGGCCGAUUCGACAAGUUAAUGAGACAGAAACGAGGCGUGGAGAAGGGUCUGGAGCGCCAACGACGAGUCAAGGAGAUGAGGAGCCGCGAGGUUGUCAGGGUCGGGCCUGUCGAGGCUUGA